This is a messenger RNA of Linderina pennispora, 1487 nucleotides long. RefSeq lists its product as uncharacterized. The transcript has a single exon. Bases 20 to 1468 code for a protein of 482 amino acids. The record is from RefSeq and is a predicted model, not a curated record. Gene Ontology annotation, molecular function: acyltransferase activity, transferring groups other than amino-acyl groups. NCBI's taxonomy places the organism in Eukaryota, Fungi, Kickxellomycota, Kickxellomycetes, Kickxellales, Kickxellaceae.
UUUCACACCUCACUCUCAAAUGGAUCACUUUAUUACUAGCGUAGUGUCGACGACAUACAGAUGUAGAAAGGUCGAGUUGUCGUAUUCUACUAUGAACAUACGACCCAUAUAUUUCUAUGCCAAUUCCACUGCUGCCAAGGACUUCAUGCCUAGUGACAAACUCCAGGAGGCAUUCUACCGGACACUCGCCCAAUUCCCCUGGUUUGCCGGGUAUUACAAACAGUCAAGAAAGGGAGGGCUGAAUGUGGUUGUCGACCGAAACAGCCUCAACCUGCCCGAGUACCGCGAGUCGCAGUCUGAUAAACAUUUCCGGGAAAUCCAAUCGGCCAAGUUCAACCCUACGACUUUGCCCGGCGAUAUAUUCUCUGUCGGUCAUAUUCCAUGCCCUGACAAGGAGACAAGAAAGAUAAAGCUCGUGAGUAUCCAUAUCGUGCGCCUGAAGGACAACAGCGGAAUAGUCAUUGCAGCAAGCUUCAACCAUGGUGUCGCGGACGGUACCAGUGCUGUCCUUUUCCUCAACCGUUGGGCAGAAGAGACGCGUGCGCUCGUAUCUGGCGAGAAAGUGGCGGAUGCAAGCUUCUGCUUUGGUGUCGAUACUCUCAUGGAGCACCUGCCUACCGAGCGCUCUCCACUCGGCGAGACGGCCCGCGCAGUGCUUUCGAAGAAAUCCCGAUUAGGAGAUUUCAUAAUGUGGCUAUCGCCCAACAAGCGGGGGAAGCUGCUGAAUCACCUGGCACGCAAGGCCCCGACUCGCGGGCAUCUAUUCCGGAUUCCGCGUGCAAAGCUCGACGAGUUCCAUAACAAGGUGCUCGAGUGUCUGCCGCCCGAGUCACGGCUAUCCACCAACGAUGUUCUCUCUGCAGCCUUCAACAAGGUUCACGAGCAGGCAGCAGCAGACGUGGCAAAGGGUAAUCGAGGGUGGAUUGCAAAGUUGACAGGCCGAGCAAACGCCAUUUCAGGCGAACAUUGCAUGGUGGUCGCUUGCGACCUUCGUGGUCGGCUUGGGAUGGCCGAGCUGAACUUUAUAGGCAACCCGAUUAGCGGUGAAUAUGUUGUCACCCCGAUGGACCAGGCUCAUUCGCCAAUCACCAUGGAGUCUAUUGCUGCAGUUGCAGCCCAGGUUCGGUCACUAGUAUCUAGUCUAACUCCGCCGUAUAUUGGACAGCUCAUCGAAAUGACAGAGUCAGACGACGUAUAUACUGCUGAUAUCAUUGCUGCAUCCAUGGGGUACAAGCUUGUGUCAGUCACAACAAAUAUGGUCAGUCGCAAUAUGUAUCGGACGGAUUUUGGUAACGGGGUGCAGACGAUGGUUACAAUACACCCAGACUUCGGUCCAGGGACAUUUGUAAUUCUUCAAUCGCCCCCGCCGAGCACAGAUGUUCUUGUCAACAUCAGUGUUCAGUCGCCAGUUAUGGAGCGAAUCUUGAAGAACGGUUUUUGGAUGGAUAUGGCAGAAGUCAUCUAUUAAAUAAAUUUAUGUGUCGAGA